Cydia strobilella is the source of this 4775-nucleotide messenger RNA. Its product is annotated as serendipity locus protein alpha. Gene Ontology annotation, cellular component: adherens junction; cytoplasm; membrane. The record is from RefSeq and is a predicted model, not a curated record. Gene Ontology annotation, biological process: cell-cell adhesion; cellularization; cell migration. The transcript has 9 exons. Bases 68 to 2425 code for a protein of 785 amino acids. Gene Ontology annotation, molecular function: actin filament binding; beta-catenin binding. NCBI's taxonomy places the organism in Eukaryota, Metazoa, Arthropoda, Insecta, Lepidoptera, Tortricidae.
UUUCAGUAGAUUUGUUUUGUAGGUUUUGUGAGUUGUGAGACGUUUUCUUGUAAAGUUUUUAUACAAAAUGGACCUGAAUUUAGAUUUUAUGCAUAUCCCACGGGAUCCACCGAGUGCUUCAAAGUUUAUUGUGGAUUUGUUAUUUAGCAAGAUAUAUCCACUAAUAAUUAGAAUACGAACACGCUUACAAGCUGCUACAGAACAAGAAGAGGAAGCCACAAAUAUUCUAAAUGUGUUUACUUUGUGCUGCAGUCAGAUUAAGAAAUGUGUACUCAACUUCUUUGAUAUCUUCAAACAAGAAAAUCAAGUAGGAAUAUUGCUACAGGAAAGUCGACAAUGCACCAUAGAGAGGUUAUCUUGGUGUGUCAACAGACUUGUGGUGGUUGAAGACAAGUUAAAAGAUUUGGCGCAGAUUACUCUAAAUGACAUUAGUUGUGAAGACUCUCCAUUCACAACUCCCAUGUACUUUGUCAAUUGGAUGGAUCAUACUUUUGAAACUCUUUCUAAGCUGGCUGAAAUUAUUUACAAAACUGAUUACAAAGAGAAUGUUGAGCUGUAUUUUGAAUGGAAAAUCGAACUAUUAGACUGCAUGCGGGAGCUACACUCCGCUCUGGACGAGCUGCUGCUGUCUGCUAUGACACUUUGCAAGUAUUGCCUGCCGUCAGACCAGAUAAUAGUGAAAACUCGGUGUCAAGUGGUCCUAAGAGAAGCUAAAGUUUUAAUAAAUGAAGUCAUUGAAGGUGAUACAGAUGGAAAAUUCAGUGCCACAGUAAACUCACUGAAACUACCAAUCUUGCCAACCAAUGUAAAUGUCUCAAUCGAUGUCCUAAAGGAUGUCCUGUACGUUUUGGAGACAAAUACAAACACUGCUUUGCUAGCACUAGUUGUUCACUGCUUUAGUAACAGUGUCUCUCCUGUUGACAUAGUGAAAAGACAUUUUGUGAAUACAGAAGGGUGUCCAUGUCAUGAUACUAGUGAGGACAAUAUUGUAGAAGAUUGUGAAUAUGUAAAAGAGUUUGAUCUCUACGGUGAGAGGCUUUUGCAAAUUGGGUCUUUUGCAGUAUCUUGUUCUUCAGAUCAGGAGAGAAUAGUAUCUCUAAGAAGCGGCCUGGCAAGUCUAGAAGCCCUGGACCCUCACCUGGUGCCGGCAUUGAUGCUGUCUUCUGGUAGUUGGCAUGCUGAAUUUCUCACUGACUCCUGGCGUAAGGAGGUACAGGAUAUAAAGGACAGUGUUUUCCUGAUUGUGGACCCAGCUGCAUUUGCAGAGAAAUCAAAACAGAUGAUGCACCAGACCCUGCUGCAGCUUUUCAACACGAAGAAGUACGAAGGUAGCGCUGUGUGCAGUGUGAUCAACCUUGGCGGCGUGCUUCGUGACUUUUUUGACGUCUACAAAGAACAUGAGCCUGAAGCGCUGUCUUGUCAAGAGGUUUUACUGCUAUUGCUGGCUGACUUGAACAAAGCUCUUCAGGAGUGCAAGGUGGUCAGCAACCUUUUCUGCUCAAAGGACGAUUAUUCGUAUGACGUAAAAAAACCCACGCCCAACAAAGAGGUCUCUCUGGAGCAGCUUUUUAAACGUCUAAAACUACUGUACACACUGGUUAAUAGAAUAAACCAGUUGCUUCAUCCAGACGAUAAUGAUGACCAGUUCUUUAAAUCGGAGAUAGCAGAAGAGCAGGCGACCAUUCCGAAUGUCACGUAUACAAUGAGCCCUGUAAUUAGCAACACUUAUGUUAGCUCCCCAAAAAAUAUACCUUGUAUGACACGUAGCGUAUUUGCUAAAACUGCCAAUAUAAGAACACCAGCAAUGAGAUAUCCGUUGAAGAAAUUAGUUAAUCAAAUUAAAGCUCAAAAAUGUUACGAGCUAAAUUUUUCCAUACAGCUCGACGCGAUGUUUAACCUGUCUGAAUUUGAAACCGACCAAAAGGAAAAAGCCGAAGUACAUAAAAACUCGAUUUUGUACAAUUUCUCACCCAAAAAGAACAAGUCGUCUCUAAGAAAAAUGGUUCUAAAUAAGCGCUAUAACUUGACUUCUGAGAAACAGCUGGAAAAUAAAAGCUUGAAGAGCGAAGUGCUCUUCAAAGAGAGUCUCAUGGACGACACAACAAGCUUACAGAUUUCAGAAAUUCUUGACCAAAUGCAUGACAUGACGAAACUUCUCUCCAAAACGAAUUCGCGAGUUAAUCGCACAGGGCCCAUUUCAACAAGGAACACCAAUCGAAAUACAUCACUAUCUAAAUACUUGCGCAACAUACCGCCUAAUGCCAGUGCCCUGGAAGUAGAAGUGCGUUUGGACGACACUGAGGCGAUUGCUACUAAUGCUACGGUGCCAUCCGACGUGUCAACGUUAGAGAGACUGAAGGAUUUGAAUCGUGUUGAGAACAAAUUGACAAAUCUGAAGCUAUUGCAUAAGGAAACUCGUCUGUAAUUAAGGACAUCGCUAAUACAACAACAUCGAAAUAGAAUAGGUAUAAGAUUUUUUUAUAAUCUGGAUUCAUAUCGCACGUAAAAUGUGUCGAGCGUGUAUUCAAGUUAAAUCCGGAUAUUGCCGGUAGCUAAAGCAGGUAGGUACCCUACGCUGAAAGUUCGUUAGGAUGACGGAUGACAGUAGGCGAAAAUUAUAACAUCGUCUGUCGUUUCCAUUUUGGGGAAAGUGUAAGAUUUUAAUCAUAUUGACAACAAAUUGCAUGACCAACGUGAAGUUAUUGCACACGAUUGUAAUUUAGGUUGAUUAUUCAUAUCGCAGACAAAAGUUUCAUUCCUCAGAAUUUAUACUUCCUGAAAUCCUGAACAAAAAAAAACCAUUAUAUACCUAUAAAAAAAACAUGACAGAUUAUUUUCAUACACUUUUCAUAUACAUUUCUUAUAAAAUGAUUUCUGUAAAAUAAUAAUUUUACCUAAUUAGUAUGUAAUUUAGUAUAUUGAUCAUCUUCCUAACUUUGUCCCGGCUUUUUGCACGGCUCAUGGUAGCUGAACUUCCAACCCAGAGGGGAAAUUAGGCCUUAUUGUGAUUAGGUACUUCGAUUUCCUCACGAUGUUUUUCGAUUAUAGAAAAGAGACUGGUAACUAUCAAAUAACAUGUCGUACAUAAGUUGCGAAAAACUUGUUGGUACGAGCCGUGGUUUGAACCCGCAACCUCCGGAUUGCAAGUUACGUUACCAGCGCUUUUUUAUUUAGUAUAUAUUAUUGAGACAUAGAUAAAUAAGGCCCACUUGCACCAUCCCACUAACCCGGGGUUAAGCGGUUAAACCGUUAAUCCAGUGUCAAAUUGUACUGGUAACCAUGGUCACUUCAGCUUUAACCGGUUAACCUCGGGUUAGUGAAUGGCGCAUGUGGCCCUAAGUAAGCUUAGAGUGCUCACUUCAUACAUGAAUUUCCUAACUUAAUAAUAAUAAUUGUGUCGCUUAACUUCAAACUCGGGUAAAUCCAUUCGACCCUCUCGGCAAAUCGCAUUAAUCUGACAGAUGGAUUCACCCGAGUUUGAAGUUAAGCGACUCAAUUAAAAUGGAAGGUGUGGUUAAAUUUAUUAUUGAUAAGUUUUAAAAUUCCUUAAAACUUAAUACUCACUAAGCUUGAAUCGAAUCAUUAAUAAGUUUUCGCUAGACUUAUUAAAACUUAUUAUAAAAGGGUUUUUAUCUCUACAUAUUAUGUAUGGAGUGAACACACUAAGCAUACUUAUUUCUUUAUGAUUGAGAUUAGGUAUAAUUUAUAAGUUUAUAUUUUGAACUAAUAAUUAUUUAUAAGAUGCACAAUCGCUAUGUCUAUACGCAAUUCGUUGCAACUAAUUUAAAUGCAGACCUGUGAUAUAACCUAAUUCAAAUAGUCAAAAAUAACACUCAGAGAUCCAACUACAACUAAGCAGUAUUAUAAUAUUAUUGUUACAUUUGUUACGGAUUACUACAAACUCAUAAAAUGAAGUAAAGCGGUAAAUCAUUUGCUGUUUUCAAAGAAAUAAGAUGCAACGCUUAUAUUUGUCAAACAGUUCCAUCCAAGUAAAGAGGUAGCCUCCGGCCCAGCUUUUGCCGUGUUGUUCGACAGAGCGAUCGUGCACAAACACAUAGAAAGGUCAGCCACGUACGAGUAUCUACCGCGAUGCUUUUACAUUGUCGCGAACGAGAGAAGGCGGGAUUCUACCACUGUGCGGCACUGUGCAGCACAAGCAUUUUUGUAUGUACUGAAUAUGCUUGUGCCGCACAGCAGCAUUAUAUCUCGUCAUUUAAAUAUAAGUUAGUUAUUGUAUUAUAUAUACUUAAUACCUUUAAGAGUCCACAGCAAGCUCGGCCGAAUUUCACCUUCCCAUACAAACGGAGUUUCGUUCUCAUUUUAAAACUACGUGUUGGAUUGUAAUGAAACUUUGCACAUACAAUGACAUGAGGUAUAUCUAAUAUAUCUAUGUCUGUAAUUAGUUCAUAUAGCUCAAGCUUAUAAAACAAACGAAAUAGAGCAAAAACAAGUUUUGUAUGAAAAACUUAAAUUAGCUGUAUUUUUUUAACUGUGGUAUCUGAAGCUACAUAAACUAAUUACAGGCAUAGAUAUACCUCAUCCUAUUGUAAGUACUAAGUUUCAGAGCAAUUUAGCUAGUCGUUUUAAAAUGAUAGCGUAACUACGUUUGUAUGGAGAACCGAGCUUGCUGCGGACUUGGGUUUUAAAAUCGUAAGAAAAUGAAUUCCGUCCGCAUAAUAGUGUGGUUCGUCCCGUACCGUCAAAGAUAGAUAUAACUCCGUAAUAGAUGGAUACAGUCUAAGGAAAAAACGUGCCUCGAAAAUCAAGAAAAAUUG